Messenger RNA from Melanotaenia boesemani (Boeseman's rainbowfish), 1531 nucleotides. It is a transcript of the gene lypla1, whose product is annotated as lysophospholipase 1. The transcript has 9 exons. Gene Ontology annotation, cellular component: cytoplasm. Gene Ontology annotation, biological process: protein depalmitoylation. The record is from RefSeq and is a predicted model, not a curated record. Gene Ontology annotation, molecular function: carboxylic ester hydrolase activity; palmitoyl-(protein) hydrolase activity. Lineage: Eukaryota; Metazoa; Chordata; Actinopteri; Atheriniformes; Melanotaeniidae. The coding region runs from base 462 to 1160 and encodes 232 amino acids.
UACUAUUAUCAAAAGUUGCAGUUAAUAUUCUCUAAUGCAACGCAAUGUGUUUGUUGCUGUCGAGGAUUUACCUAUCCUUAAAGCAGCCUAAACUGACGUUUAACACACAACCAAUAGAUUGUUUGUAUCUGUAAGGGAGGUGCUUAUGAAAGCCAAUCAUGUAGAUUAGGGGGCGGGGCUUUAUAGCCUGUCAAUGCAGCUGGCGAGUAGCGUGCUAGCAACCGCCGUCGGUGUAUCGUGUUGUUUUCAUAGAAUUCAACUUUCACGAGACGUUCACGACCACCAGUGGCAAUAAGAGGCGGUGGUACUUUGCCCUCCAUUGACGGUCGAUAUUUGUCCUUCAGUUGAUUUGUCUUAGCCAGCCUCAACUCCAGUCUGAAAACAGAUUGUCAACAGGGGUGAUAUCGUUAUUAGCUACGAGGUGCUAACGUUUCCCUUCAUAUCAGCUGCCUCAGCGCUGUAUGUGCGGCAAUAACAUGUCAGCGCCCUUACCUGCCAUUGUGCCUGCUGCCCGGAAAGCCACUGCGGCGGUCAUAUUUCUGCAUGGCCUUGGGGACACUGGACACGGCUGGGCAGAGGCUUUUGCUGGCAUCAGACUUCCACAUGUGAAAUACAUCUGUCCACAUGCCUCUACAAUGCCCGUUUCUAUAAACAUGAGAAUGUCAAUGCCGUCUUGGUUUGAUAUUUAUGGUUUGAGCCCAGAUGCAGACGAAGACGAGGCUGGUAUCAAGAGAGCAUCAGAGAAUAUUAAAGCCUUGAUAGAUCAAGAAGUGAAGAAUGGGAUACCUUCACACAGAAUUAUCCUGGGUGGAUUUUCACAGGGUGGAGCAUUGUCUCUUUACACUGCUCUGACGACUCAGCAGAAGCUCGCGGGUGUGGUUGCUCUAAGCUGCUGGCUUCCCCUCCGCAAAUCCUUCCCUCAGGCGGCUGCCAGCAGUGCAAACAAGGACAUGCAUGUCCUGCAGUGCCAUGGGGAUGCCGACCCCCUGGUCCCCUUCAUAUUUGGCAGCCAGACAUCAGAAAAGCUGAAAAGCCUCAUCAAUCCAGCCAACAUCAGUUUCAAGUCAUAUCGGGGUCUACCUCACAGUGCCUGUCCAGAAGAAAUGGUGGACAUUAAGCGAUUCAUAGAGAAGCAGCUUCCUGCCAUCAGAGACGAAUGAACUCGAGUGUCUGCUCACCUUCUCAGCGUCAUCAUGGUCCUUUGAACUUGACUCCAGUGAAACUAGGUGGACCUGAGGACUACUGACUUACUUGACAAUAAAUCCAUGCUGCUACUCCGUAGAUUCAGACAGGGCUGGGAAUGUCAGCCCAGGAGAGGCAUGACGGAGCCACGCACAACCCUCAGUGUUACAUUAGAGUAACAUUAGUUGCUUGAUUGUAAAGCUACUCACCAUUGAGACGAGCCAUUUUUUUGCAGGAAACUUAUGUAUAAUAACUAUAAUAACUGUAUAAUAACUUAUUUAUAUAACACCUAGGGCUACAUUUUAUGGUGUAACACUUACUGUCUCAAUAAAUGACCUGUUUUGCAUUA